AGUCUGAUUUGAACUUUUCGAGUGUAAGCACGUAUUGUUGUCGAUGAAAUCGUCAUCGUCAUCGUUUUCUUCUUCUUUUUCUGUGUACCUAUAAAAAAAAGAAAACCAAGAAUAGGGAAAAGACAAGAACAUUUUAUAUUUUCCCGAAUACGCGUAUAAGAACUGUAAUCGUAUUUCUUAUGUGCAUAUAAAUACGAAAUAAACGAAUCGACAACAAAUUGUUUACAGAAAAAAUUAAGAGAAGAUUCGUCUUGAAAACUUUUGUGAAUUAUGUGUGUUGUUGAAAAGCUGAGUGUGAUUUUACAUGUUAUGUGCUUUGCAAAAUUUGUACAUCGAAUUAGUUUCAAAUUGAGAAAUUAACACUAGUGAAACAAAAUAAUCGAUUUGAAAUUCAUACGAGUUUUUUUCAAUUUCCCGUUUAUUCAGUGUAUUUAUGUUGAAAUAAAACUACAUAUGCUGCAUUCAAAAUAUGAAACAAAUAAUUGUUUGAAACAGUGCUUAGUUUGAAAAAUUGGUUCACUGGUUUGCACUAUUAUUUUCAUCUGAUUUGGAUUUGAAAAGAAGAAAUUUAGAAGAUUUACACAAAAAAAGCUAGUGUUGUGACUGGGAUUCACAAGUGGUUCUAAGAAUGAAGCAAACCAUCGAAGGUUUGUUCACAAAUCUAGUGAAUAUCGGAUGAAAUAUAAUGUGCAUCUCGUUAAAAGAUUGUUUUGUGAAUGAAUAUAACGCGAAAGACUACUGAGAUAGAAUUUCUAGUGCAGAAAAUAACACGAAUUUGAACGACAUUCGAUAACAAAAACUAUCCGAAAAAAAACUAUUAUGCAAUAAAAACAAAAGAAUGCUAAGAAUAUAAAUAAAUUUAAAUUCGAAUUUUGGUGGCAUUGAUUAAAUACACUUUUAACCAUUCACAUUUCGAAUGAACGGCACAACGAUUCACGUUCAUCUAUGAAAAAGCGGAAAUCAUAAAUCUGCUUGAGGAGACGGACACGACGGAAAAAAAACAAUACUUUUGAAAACGGCAUACAAAAAAGCAUAUAAGAAACAAGCGGAUAGCACAUUUGUAACAUUUUCGACUUCAAACGACAUGCCACAGUAAUCGCGAGAAAAAUUGUUGUUCGAAAGCCGAAAAAGUUACCCCCAAAAGUCCGAUAGCUACCACCGACACAAGCGAAAACUGGAGAGAGAUAAAAAAAAGUGAACACGAACAUCAAACAUAUACAAUCACGAAAUAUGUAUGUGAAACAAAUUGGUCCCGGUGAAACUAGAAUAACCGACACAGCCAUAAAUUAAAUGCAUCUUGACCAUAAAUAUAUAAAUCGAAACACCAACAGCCCGAGUAUCCGACAUACGGAAUAAAUAUAAAAAUCCGUUGCUGAGGCCGCAUGAAAAAUAGCCGCUUGGAUAGCAAAAAACGAGAAAGAAGUUCAGCACCGAAUACAACAUUUCGGAAAAUAUUAUCGAAAUUAUUAUACAACUCACGAGUGCGACGAGUUGGGAAACACAACAAAAAUAAAGAAAAAUAAAACACCCAAACACGUAGAAUCGAUGAAGAAAAACAAAUCGAUCUUGAUAAUUUUAAUGCCAAACACGAACAUCUACUGAGCACACAGACUCACAUCAAAUUUUCAGAAAAACGAUCCAGCAACACGAACCGCAUCAUCAACAAAUUCCGUGUUUCCCAUCGAAUUCUCCAAUUUUUUUCUGUCAUUUCUUACUAUUUUUCUAUAUUCUGUUCGUCAUCAGUCCAUUCAGAAGUUUUGAUUCGUCGAUGAAUGGGAGAAAUGUAGACAUUUGAGUUUCCUCGAAUUCUAAACUAGCAAAAAAUUGCAACAAAUAAAAAUCGAAAUUCAUAAAUUAAAAUUGGAAGAAAAAACAGCAACGACGUGAAUAGUAGACGUUGACUUUACGUUACAUAUCGCGUUCAACGGAUUGCCUUUUCCGUCGUUUUAUCAUUGUUUGAUGAAUUAAGCCGACUUAAAUAUUUUCAUAUUCAUCAUCAUGUUUUGGGUGAGACAUAUAUUGGUACUUCUACUGGCUUCCACAUUGGGAAGUGUAUGUGUUCGCAGUGAAAAAAGUAAACCACAAACAAUGCAUUCGGCACAGAAUAUCGCUGGUGCUAUGAAAUUGGGCGCAUACACGGGAACCGGUAGCAGUAGUUUAAACAGUGGGACUGGAGUCGAUGCACAGCUCAAAUAUGACGCGCCAGACGAUUGUCGAUUUUUCAUCAAUCAAAUGGAAGAGGUGUCGUUGGCAUGCAAUUUACGCACUAUCAACAGUGAAUUCGAUACAACAAAUUUCAGUGUAAUUCCGUCAGAGCAUACAAUUUCGUUGACUAUUUUGUGCAACGAUACGAUCAUGGCAAAAAGUGCACUAGAACCGAGGAGUUUUCAACAUUUGACUCGGCUGAGAGAUCUCACCAUCGACCAUUGCAAAUUCGCUAAAUUUGGACAAGAAGUUAUGCUGGGCUUGAAUGAUUUACGUAAUUUAACUAUACGCACAUACAAUAUCAAUUGGCCCGCGCUCAGCUUGGAUAUAGAAAUUGAUUCAUUUGUGCACACCAAAGGUCUAGAACGAUUGGAUCUUAGUUUGAACAACAUCUGGUCAUUGCCCGAAAAUCUUUUUUGCAGUUUGAGCGAUUUGAAUUUUUUGAAUAUCAGUGCUAAUCGACUGCAGGACAUCAAUGAUUUAGGAUUCCGCGAAAAACCAAAGGGUGAGCAAUCCAAUGGAAAUGUGACGAAUGAAUCAUCAACGACAAGCAGUUCCACCAAAAACAAUGCAGUUCCGGACGGUGUUCAAAGGAUUAGUUCGAAACAACCGUGCAUUUUGGAUAUUGAAACAUUGGAUGCAUCCUAUAACCACUUCGUUCUAUUGCCAGCAAAUGGGUUUGGCCAAUUAAAACGCCUAAAGCAUUUGAAAUUGCACAACAACGAAAUCUCCAUGGUCGAUGACAAAGCGCUUGGCGGUUUACGAAACCUCCAAAUAGUUGAUCUAAGUUCGAAUAAAAUCGUUGCGCUGCCAUCGGAAUUGUUCAAAGAUCCAGCUCAGUCCAUUCAGGAAGUCUACUUACAAAAUAAUUCAAUUAGCGUGCUGUCGCCGAAAUUGUUUUCAAACUUAGAGCAAAUUCAGGCACUCGAUUUGGCCAACAACAAAUUGACCUCCGGUUGGAUUGAUAAAAACACAUUUGCGGGUCUCAUACGUUUGGUGUUGUUGAAUCUGUCGAAUAAUAAAAUAACCAAUCUUGAGCCGGAAAUUUUUUCGGAUUUGUACACACUUCAAAUCUUAAAUCUUCGACACAAUCAACUGGAAUCAAUUGCAGCUGACACAUUUGCACCGAUGAACAAUCUACACACGCUAUUGUUGUCACACAAUCGAGUUAAAUAUUUGGACGCGUAUUCGCUGAAUGGAUUAUAUGUGCUAUCCUUGCUAUCGCUCGACAAUAAUGUACUGACCGGCAUUCAUCCGGAGGCUUUUCGUAAUUGCAGCUCACUUCAAGAUUUAAAUCUCAAUGGCAACGAAUUGAGAACCGUGCCUUUGGCAUUAAAAGAUAUGCGUCUGCUACGCACAGUUGAUUUGGGUGAAAAUCAAAUCGUAUCGCUAGAUGAGCCCGGCUUUCGUGGCAUGUCCAAUCUGUAUGGAUUGCGGUUGAUCGGCAAUAAUUUGGAGAACAUUACAAAAAAUGUGUUCAAAGAUUUGCCAAGUCUGCAAAUUUUGAAUUUGGCACGCAAUAAAAUUUCGUUCGUCGAAUCGGGCGCAUUUGAAAUGACAUCAAGCAUUCAGGCAGUACGUCUCGACGGCAAUUACCUCACCGAAAUCAACGGACUCUUCGCCCACAUGCCAAAUUUGUUAUGGCUUAAUAUAUCUGAUAAUAGACUCGAGCAUUUUGACUACUCGCAAAUACCGUUGAGCUUGCAAUGGCUCGAUUUGCAUAAGAAUGAACUUAUCGAAUUAACAAAUGUGUAUGGUUUAGACAAUCAAUUGAAAUUACAGACAUUGGAUGCAAGUUUCAAUCGAAUCGAAAAAGUGACACCAACAUCAAUACCAAACAGCAUCGAGUUACUAUUUUUCAAUGAUAAUCUCAUUACAACCGUCGAACCGCAUACAUUCAUGCAAAAAACGAAUUUAACCCGUGUUGAUUUGUAUGCAAAUCAAAUAACAAGUUUGGAUGUGAAAGCGCUCCGCUUACAACCCGUUUCAACAGCCAAAAUGCUACCCGAAUUCUACAUUGGCGGAAAUCCCUUCAUAUGCGAUUGCAAUAUCGAUUGGCUACAGAAAAUUAAUCAGGUUGAAUCUCGUCAAUAUCCACACAUCAUGGACUUGGAGACAAUCUACUGUAAGCUGUUGCACAAUCGUGAUCGUUCGUUUAUACCAUUAAUCGACGCCGAACCGGUGCAUUUCCUUUGCACUUAUAAAACGCAUUGUUUUGCGUUGUGUCAUUGUUGCGACUUCGAUGCAUGUGAUUGUGAAAUGACGUGCCCAGCCAACUGUACUUGCUUCCAUGAUCAAUCUUGGUCAACGAACGUCGUCGAAUGCUCAGCAGCCGGAUACGCCGAAAUGCCAACCAACAUCCCAAUGGAUACGACGGAAUUGUACAUUGAUGGCAACGACUUUGGUGAGCUUAGUGAACACAGUUUCAUCGGUCGCAAGAACCUCAAAGUGUUGUACGCAAACAAUUCAAACAUUCAAGUGAUCUACAACACGACAUUCCAUGGACUUAAAAAGCUGACCACACUGCAUCUCGAGGAUAAUAGAAUUUUACGGUUGCAGGGCCAGGAGCUUAGUGCACUGGAGAAUUUACGCGAAUUGUAUUUGCAGAAUAAUCGCAUCUCGUUCAUUGGAAACCGAACGUUUGCCGAAUUACGUAAACUUGAAGUGCUUCGUUUGGACAACAACAAAUUGGUACACUUUGAAAUAUGGCAGCUUACACUGAAUCCGUAUCUCGUGGAAAUCGCAUUGGCUGACAAUAUGUGGUCAUGCGAAUGCAAUUACUUGCACCGUUUUCGCAAUUACCUGCAAACAAAUACGGAGAAAAUCAUCGACUCGAGUCGCAUUGCCUGCAUUUAUAACAAUUUAACGAGCGUGCUUAAAGAUAAAAAUGGCUCAAAAUGCACACUCAAAGACGGUGUAUCGACGAUUGUAAGGCCGCAAGACAUUGAAAAUUUAUUGCCACUCUUGCUAGCGGCUACGUGCGCAUUUGUCGCUUUCUUCGGCCUGAUCAUUGGAAUGUUCUGCUAUCGCAAUGAGCUAAAACUCUGGGCUCAUACUCAUUGUCUUCCCAUGACCAUGUGCUACAAGUCGGCGGCUUUCGUCGACGAUUACGAUAAGGAUCGCUUGUAUGAUGCCUACAUCGCCUACAGUUUGCAAGACGAACACUUUGUUAACCAAAUUUUGGCAAACACAUUGGAAAAUGACGUUGGAUACAGAAUGUGCCUGCACUAUCGCGACUUCAACGCAAAUACCUACAUUGCUGAUACGAUGAUUGAAGCGGUAGAGAGUUCAAAACGUGCCAUUCUCGUGCUGUCGCGGAAUUUCUUGUACAACGAAUGGUCUCGGUUUGAGGUCAAAAGUGCCAUUCACGAAGUGCUCAAACGACGAAGAAAAUUAAUAUUCGUUCUUUACGGCAAUUUACCCCGUCGGGACAUCGACGCCGAUAUGCGUAUGUAUUUACGAACCAAUACUUGCAUCGAAUGGGAUGAUAAAAAGUUUUGGCAAAAGUUACGCCUUGCCAUGCCACAAAUUCGCAAGAAUAACGGUCUAGCCAAACGAUCAGCGGUCAACAUUUAUGCAACAGCCGCACAAAACUACAAUACAGCCCAACGUCAUCAUACCGAUUACGGUAGACAUUUAACUAAUUUAGACUGUAAUAAUUAUGCAACGAUAAACGAUUGUGUAGCAGCCAGUAGUAUAGGCUACGGUGCGACGUCCGCUAAUCGCGACAAAUACGAAGCAGUCAAUUGCUACAGCACAAACGAGCGUCGACCAUUGCCACCGCCCGUCUUGCCGGGCGGCAAAUCACACCACCACCACCACGAAUACGCGGUGCCCACGAACUGUAAAGACGAGUAUGACUCUAACACCAAUAACAGCGGGGCCAGCAGCAAUAGUGGCAAACAUCCAUCUAAACAUCACCAUCAUCAGAGCAGUAAUAGCAGCGCAAGUACAGGUAUUAUCGGCAAUAAUAUUGUAUCAAAUCAAAAUUUACCACUCAGUCUGGCCGAACCAAACAGCUACAAUACCAGUGCUAACAACAGCAUUUGUGCUAGCAAUUGUUGCAAUGACGAAGAAUGCUGCAACAACAAAUGUGAUUUAAAUUGUACGCUCGACAGGCGAUUACCGCAAGCGAUGUGGGCUUAGUUUUAGGAUCAGUUAUUGAAAACUCGAAUGCAAAUACUAAAAAACAAAACAGAAAUUAAAAAGGAUUUUUUUUAAAUACCUAUAAAAUGAAAUUAAGUGGAAUGUGAAAAGAGUCUGGGGUAGAUGGCAUCGAAUGCAAUGAUCAAGCACCCGUUGCAUACGUACACACACACAUACACACAUUUACCUCGGCACGACGUGAUGCAUUUUCCAUAACAAGAUUAGCUAGAAUUUUAAGUAAUAAAUUAUCCUAUGAAUGAAUACCCAAUUCUUUUUUAUUCAAAAAUGUUUUUUCAACAUUCAAAAUGAAACAUAAAUUGUAAAUACUCGAUUAUAUUUAAAACGAUGAAAUGAUAAAAUGAACUAUGUCAAUAUAGAAUUUAUUUCGAUUUAAACAAACACCUUCAAAGAAAUCAUAAAUAUUAUUUAAGAUUAUUCUGAUCGAUAUCUAUCACCCGCACAUAAGUAAAACUACAAAACGACACAGUUUUAAGUACUCGUCACAAAGAAGUAAAAAGUACCAGCCAAAUUCAAUUGCAUAAACAAUUGAUGCGCAAAUUGUUGUGUAAUCAUUUCAAUAAUUAAUCGUUCAAUGUUAAGUGAAAUGAAAUUUAAUUGCAAUAAAAUUGAAUCCUCUAAAGUAGAUGUAAUAAAAAACAACAAAAAGACUAAUUAAAUCCUAGGAAUUUAUGAUUAAAUAUGAGGAAAGUAGCACAAAACGCCAUGAAAAUAACACACCAUCUCUUUGGUGACGAGCUGACAUGUAUCUGUUGCGAAGCUAAUGGUCGGUUUGUGAGAUAAUUUUUCUUAAGAUAAUUUAUCUGAUUGUAAAAUAUUCUAUCUUGUUAUUAUUUCCUAGAUUAUUAUUUGCAAUGAAUGCGAAAAGUAACAGAGAUAACAGAUUAUUAUAACGCCUAAUUUUUUUUGAAUUGAUCUGCAGAAAUGUUGAAUAAAAAAGUACGUAUACUUAUUAUAUACGAUAAAGAGAAAUCGAAAAAAAUGGUCGUUUUAAAUGGGACUUAUGACACAGUUUUUAGUUGUGUCUUGAUUUAUUUUUAUUUUAUUUUUCUUCAUUUUUUAGUAUAGCACCACAACUUAGAUGAAUUUCUCGAUUUCACAAUGAAACGUGGCCCAACAAAGGUAAAAACAAUGGUACACAAACAGCAAGCAUACUUGAUUAUGACACUUGCAUAAACAUAAUCUAGUCUUGAAUAACUGAAAAAUAUGUAUAAAAAAGUUGCUGAAGAGAACACGCAAUUGUAAAAUGGAUGGAGCACAAGUAUUGCGGUAUAUGAAUGGGAUAAAUUGAUGAUCAUCUUUGAAUAAUGCACUUGUACUUUUUGAAUUGAAAACAAUAAAUUGUGUUGCGUGUAAGAGCCAAUGCGCAACCAAUUACAAAUAACUGAAUGUUCACUCUUAAACAAAAAAAUAAAUGUUUGUGUGGUAAAUACAAUAAAACAAAUCAAAGAAAAAACAAACAAGAAAACUAUCAACUAUUCAUUAUAUAAUUGAUAACAUAAUAGCAAACAAUCGAAUGUCAUAAAUAACAUGCGGGGUCGAUAACACAGCCACGACGAUGUCUAAAGCACAUCCAAUGUCAAUACACAUACACACAAAAUAUAAAGAAAGAAUUCGAUAUUCCUUAACCACUGCCCGUUCGAAUGAAGAUCGAUGAGAAAAGAAACCCAAUAGAAAAGGUGAGAUAAAGAGAAUUAAAUCAAUUUUGAUCUGCCGAAAGAAGAAGAAAAAAACAUUUCAUCGACAGCAUAGCAUCAAUAUUAAUUAAGAAUUAUAAAAAAAAACUGUUGAAUUUCGCAACACUCAUCAUCAAACUAAAGCAACCGCAAGAAAGAUUCACGCUCUCAUUCCUCACACAAACAUAUUAUACAUUCAUACUGAAACAUGACGUAAGCAAACGUAAACCCAUCCGGAAAGGUUUAUCACAUUUUUAUAUUAGUGAAUAACACAUGUUAACGAUCUGAUUAUCUAUUUACAAACAAAUUACUACAUUGAAAUUAUACAUAUGCAUGCCAUUCUAUUCCAUAUUCAUUAAAAAAACACAUUCAUUUUAUACAUACACUUCUGAAAAGUGCGACGAAACGAACGACUGGAGAGAAAUGGUAAAAAUCAGAAGUUUCGCACACCAACCGUGUAAAUGCAACACGAACCGCUUCCGAAUCCAUUGUCUUGUAUUGUUUGAUAUCUUCAUCCGCUCUGAAAAAGAGAUGCCCAUUUCUUCUAAUUUAUACGGGAACCAUGCAUUUUUUUGGAUUAAAUUGUAAUUGUUCUUACCAAUUGAAUACAGUCGCUGAUUGUCACUACAUUCGUUUAGAGUGGUCAGAAUGGCAGGGGAAUCAACGCACUGAGUUUUACGCCUACAUCCAAUUCUUCAAAGAGAUACAUAAAUAUGAACUGAACUAGAACAUUCAUUCCAUGUUCACAAUGAAUGCACGAAACGUUGCAUCUUUAGCAGAUAAAUUCACUUUUACAUAAAACGUACGUCGUACGGACAUCUCUGUUAAUUGAUUCAUUGAUAAAAUUACAAACUACUAAUUAUCUAUCUAAUGUGACAUACCAAUUCCAGUUGUCCUCUAUCAACAAGAGAGCAUUUUAAGAUUUGGUGUCCGCAGUAAUUGAGCGUACGUUUUUAGGUGUUAAUGAAACGGUUUUGAUAAUAAUUUAUGCAAUUUUGAAUUUAUGACCAAUUGAUUUUUUUCGACGAAUUUCUAUGCGGAAUUCAAUUGGAAAUUUUCUUUUGCAAGAAUAAGGAAAAUGGGAUUCGGUUUUUAGAAUAAUGUCAGAAGUCAGAAUAAAUACAAAAAUCCAGAUGUAUUGUUGUCAGGUUCGAGUUCAUCUGUUCCGACACAUUAGCAUAUACCACACAAUCACAUAGAAAUCAAAUUUAGCCAAGAAUUUUAUGAUCAAACUGAAAUGAUAGAAAGAAGUCUCUAUAUGAAUAAAUCAUAAAUGUAAUAUAUUAUUUACGAACCGAUAAUAAAAAUUUAUUUAUUUUCCUUAAUUCAAUUCAAA
Sitodiplosis mosellana (orange wheat blossom midge) is the source of this 9381-nucleotide messenger RNA. Its product is annotated as toll-like receptor 6. Gene Ontology annotation, molecular function: protein binding. NCBI's taxonomy places the organism in Eukaryota, Metazoa, Arthropoda, Insecta, Diptera, Cecidomyiidae. The transcript has 2 exons. Bases 1999 to 6351 code for a protein of 1450 amino acids. The record is from RefSeq and is a predicted model, not a curated record. Gene Ontology annotation, biological process: signal transduction.